This is a messenger RNA of Acyrthosiphon pisum (pea aphid), 1267 nucleotides long. RefSeq lists its product as uncharacterized. The coding region runs from base 588 to 1244 and encodes 218 amino acids. NCBI's taxonomy places the organism in Eukaryota, Metazoa, Arthropoda, Insecta, Hemiptera, Aphididae. The record is from RefSeq and is a predicted model, not a curated record. The transcript is spliced from 4 exons.
UCUGCCGGUAAAAAAAUCUGUUAUCAGUCGGUUAGCGUUAAUCGAAAUUUUACCGGGUAUUGUAAGAACGGCCCUUAGUUAUUACCAAUUAUUUACACGGAAUACGGUGACAAGUAUAAUAGCCCCUUACUGCACUGCUUGCCGCUCGGCUGGUGCGCACUUUCUCUCCAGUCUUCAUAUUGCCUAUAUCGAACUCCUAAAAAUCCGUGUAAACAGAAAAUAUGACGUAUUGUUCAACGGCACAGAACCGAACUGGCUACACUGAAUUCUAAACUACGAUUUCAUUUGAAUUUCCGUUGAAAUUUCGAAUCUUAUCAUUGUUCAUUUGUGUUUUCUGAUAAUUGUUAAUCGACAAUUUAUUAUUGCUGAUCAAAUGUUCAACAAUUCUGAAUCUAUGUACCCGCUGUUCCGCUAAACCACGUUCUUACCGUUGUCUUGUUCUGUGGUUAUGCCUUGGAAUAUUCCUAAGUCGUAAGUCGUAACUACUCAUUGUCAUUUGUCGCUAAGCUUCACUGCGGUCUGCGGCAAUUGUUGUUAGAUCACAAGCAAAUGAACAAUACCAAUCGUCGUUAAUUCGUCAGUUUGUAAUGGGGUCCUCGAUACAUAACACUAGUACGAGUUCAGCUAAGUCUGUUGCAUUAAGUUAUGAAAUGGAUAGUUCCAAUGAAGAAAUUGACCAACAAGUUUUACGGCAAGCUGGAGAACAAACUAUUAAUGCAGAAUGGUCAGCCACAGUAUCGCCAUUAAAUUCAUCAGACACAACUUCCUAUAUUAAUAUUGAGACAUUAAAAGAGUGUAGUGCUAAUCCUUCAGAUACUCUUAAAGAUAAAGAAGAUUUUAUGGUUAUUGAAUCUCCUUCUACUGUUGUAAAUAUAUCAAAAUUCAAUGAUACAAAAUAUUAUUCAGAUUGUAAAACCACAGCAUUUCAAAAAAAACACAAACCACUUUCUCAAAACGUUAGUUGUUGUUUUGAAAAUAUUCUAGAUGAUGAUAGUCAAAUGAAGAUAACUCAGAGUAGUAAUUCCUAUAUUAAUAUUGAGACAUUAAAAGAGUGUAGUGCUAAUCCUUCAGAUACUCUUAAAGAUAAAGAACAUUUUAUGGUUAUUGAAUCUCCUUCUACUGUUAUAAAUAUAUCAAAAUUCAAUGACACAAAAUAUUAUUCACAAUGUAAAACCACAGAAUUUCAAAAAAAAAACACAAACCACUUUCUCAAAACGUUAGUUGUUGUUUUGAAAAUAUUCUAGAUGAUAGUCAAAUGAAGAUAACU